Molecule: messenger RNA, 9125 nt
Organism: Dreissena polymorpha
Lineage: Eukaryota; Metazoa; Mollusca; Bivalvia; Myida; Dreissenidae
Product: serine-rich adhesin for platelets-like
Exons: 27
Coding region: 371-6160 (1929 amino acids)
Molecular function (GO): protein binding
Source: RefSeq, a predicted model, not a curated record
UUACAAUGGCGGCCAUAAUCAUUUUGGUUACUAUUUUGGAAUGUUAAAUUUAGAAUUGAGCUUAACUGUUUAAAAAAUGGAUUAUACGAUUGUGACAAUUCAUUUGUUGUUGGAAUAUAUUUAUAGUGCACAUUUGUUAAAAUGUUUUGAUUGGCACCAUUCUGUAAAACAGCGGUGCAAAGCUGUUUGUUUAUAAAAACAGGAUCGACCUAAUUUUCGGAUGAAUUUAUUGUUUUUAAGGUUUUAAAGUGAAUUUUGUUAAUUUGAUAAAGUAACAGUACGAGUGUCGUCUUCAGCAUUGCCUAUAACGUCAAAGGUAUGUCAUAAAGCACACCAUAUCUGCUAGAAAUGUGAAGUCCUGUCAGUUGAGAUGAGUUGUUUAAUGAGACGACCAGGCCUUUCUGAAAACAAUUUUUGUAGAAAUGGCGGAGAUGAUGAUUAUGAUGGCCCAGUGGACAUGACGAUGGCAUCCGAUGACCUGUACCGCUCUCCCACCCAGACCUACCCUGGAUGCUUUGGUCUUCCUUACCAGGAUCACAACUAUGGUGCCCCUCCGCCCCCUACCCCACCAACACCCCCACUGGUUGCCAUGCCCAUCAAGCCCGCAGAGGGCGGUGUGGAGGUGAAGGAGGAGGUCGUGUUGACCUCGGACACGCCCACCCUGACACGCCUCUCCACUGAGACUCUCAGCGAGGACCAGGACGAGGCAGAUGACCCAACACGGUGUAUCUGUGACUUUGUGCACGAUGAUGGGUACAUGAUUCAGUGUGAUAAAUGCAGCGUGUGGCAGCACAUAGUGUGCAUGGGUCUGGACAGGGACAGCAUACCAGACGUGUACCUGUGUGAGGUGUGCAAUCCCCGCGCCGUGGACCGCGCACGGGCCCGGGAGUUCCAGAUCAGGAAACGGGAAUUCCUGAAAACACUCAUAGUGAAGACUCACGAUUCUAGCACGGACACUGACCCAGAGGAAGUGAACAACAGGCUGAAGGCAUAUGGGCUUGAUCACGGAGCUAACAGUCACAAGGCAAAAAUGAAACUAAAGAAACGCAAAGAACGGACGAAAUCCUUGCCCAUCAAAAGAAUUAAGAGCAAGGAAUUGAAGACAGAAAAAGAAAAAGAAAAUGCUAGCAAUGAAGCCAAUCGCAAAAGCAAAUUGCUGAUCAAGGACUUUUCUUCCAAAACUGCACAAGCUCGAAAAGAAAAGUUGUGUAAAAAGAUAGAGCGUAUGCGUGCCGAGCGACUCAGCAAAGAGAUGUUGGACGACAAGCUGAGCAGUGACGAUCUCCGUGACGAUGAGAAGAUCAUCAACACCAUCACCAGCACGCCUGUCACACAUGACGAGAGUGCGCAGGACCUCUGGGAUAUCUCCACGUUCAAUGAAUGGGAGCAGAGUUAUGAGACGGCCCGCUAUAAUCAGUACACCACCUAUGUACAAGAGUACCUAAACUCUACCUGCGUGAAUGGACACCAUAAUGAUAUUGCUGACUUGGUCACAGAUGGACUACGUGUUCAACGCUGCUUUGUAAAACACUUGAAAAAUCGUCGCAAGGGAUUGGAGGCCUCCUGUAACAUUCCCAAUGGUCAACCAAUCAUUGAGGUGAUUGGAAAGGUGAUGACCAAGCAGCAGUACGACAAAGACAACUUUGGACAAAGACAGUUAAGUCCCUUUGUGUUUUUCUAUGGGACGGUGUUUGAUCUGGAUCUGGUCAUUGAUGCCAGUGACUAUGGAAAUGAUGCCCGCUUCAUCCGUAGGUCUUGCCAGCCCAAUGCAGCUGUACAUCAUGUGGUGGCUGGCGGUCAGGCUCAUUUUAUCACUGUGGCAACCAAAGAGAUACCUGAGCGAACAGAGAUCACUAUACCAUUUGAUUACGAUUACAAGAAAUGGAACUUCUGCUUUGAGUGUGCGUGUUUACGAAACAACUGCCCUGUCACACGGUAUCAGAAGCGAAGACUUCGAUUUCAAAAGAUGCAGCAGCAGAAUAUCAGUUCACCGCUGAAGAAGUAUCAUAAGCCAGACAAAGUUCCUAAACUGAUCAUAAGAACACCAGGCAAGUCGCCGACCAAGUCUCCAGUAAAGCCGACGGUUAAAUCGCCCGAGAAGGCCCUGCCUGAAGUGAUCAGCCCCUCAAUCGACCCGAUUCACUUGAGCCCCACCAGCUCGGUUGCCAGUCCAGCGAAAAUGUUGAGGCGGUCACAGGUCUCCAAGUCUGUGGAUAGCAGGAUCAGUCACGGGUCCAAUGCCAGGAUCAGGUCACUAAGAGUCCCUUCACAGAACUCUAACAACACAAACAGCUGCGCGGUCCCCAAUUCCAUUACUGCCCCGGAGCCCACCUCCAUGCUGCGAUCCUCUGACACUGACCCCUUGACCUCCCCUGAAUGCAAGGAUUCAAGCGCCAAGCAAGAGUCCUCCGAGAUGCCUAAAGAGGAGAAACGCAAAUUGACACGAGAAGAGCGAAAGAUGGAGGCUAUAAUGAAGGCGUUUGAGAAAAUGGAGAAGCGUAAUACGCGCAAGGCCAGUGUAGAUCCGCAGAAAUUUACUGAGAGCAUUGACACAAAGUAUAGCAAAAUCAAUGAGACCCAAAAAGAGAAGAGCAAGGAAUGGAAGGAAGUGAAGAAAGGAAUCAAAAAAGAGAAGGUUGAGAGUGGGUCUGACUCAGACUCUCUGACAAAAGACAGAAGGGAGAUAAAGCAGGAGGAGGAGGUGGACAAGCAUGCUUCUGUGAAGGUUGAGGACACCUCUCCAGAGAAGAAAGUCAAGAUAGAAACAACGGAUCAUGGAGAGGCACUGAACAAGCCCGUGCUGAGAGACCGAACCCAAUCAAAAGGGAAGAAAACCAAGAAAGGUGGCAGAAGGUGGGUUGUGUCUUAUACUUCUAAGAGAAGGCGCACACGUAACAUGAGUGGAGCGGGCAGCUCCGACGUGCAGAUGGAGUCCCAAGAGGAGAAUAGCAACAGUGGCCUGCCCCUGGCUGCAGCCAUCAGCUGCCCUCCCACCCCUGCGAUCGCAGUGGACUUUGCUUCGGAUGUGCCGCCCGCUUUCAGAUUCCUCAAAACUAAACGGCAUCUUAUGAACGAAUGGCUGAGUGAGAAGAGCAUUGAAGGGCGAGCGGCCGUAAGUCGCGCUGAACCCCUUGAGGUCGCGGUAGAUGACAGCAUGUUUGUCACCUGCCUGCCCAGCCCGCGCAACUCCAUGGACAGGCUGCGCAGGAACAGUCAGAGCUCCGGAGUACGCGAACGCUCCGUGUCCCUGAAUCAGGAGACCAGCGCAGGCUCAGCCAAGAAGCGUUGGUUACGUCAGGCGAUGGGUGAAGGGACAGAGUCCACCUCGGGCUCCCCACUGCCGGGCUCUGGCUGUCAGAGCCCCAACCCUCACGCCAUGCCCAGCCCCGGGGGCUCACCUCCCAUAGAUUUUGUGACGCCCCUGAAGAAACGUCGACUAGCGAGAGAAUCAAUGACUGUCGAGUGUGGGUACGGCGACCUAUCAGCACCCACUCCAAGCGUAGGUCCCGCUCAGACAUCCAGCUACUUCGCAGGCCUGUCUGAGUCAUUUGAGAAUAUCAAGAAUAGUAAUGGGCUCCAUAUGGUGUUUUCUCCACUUACAACUGUUGAGGAUGUGGCAGGUGUUACAGAGGGGUUUAAGGCAGAAUCAACAAAUGUCUCUGAAGUGCCAGUCGCUAGUGACCAUACAGACAUGGAGAUAUCCCCCAGAUUCAGGGCGCCACAGUAUGAUGGGUCGGUGGUAAGCUCCAAUGAAUGUGACAGAAUUGGCAAUGGAACAGAUUCUGAGAUAAAUACAUUUCGCGGUACCACUGACGAGUCGAUCUCAAAUAUGGACAAUAAUGUCUCGUCAGAGUGUGCUGUCUAUGAGGCGAUGGGGAGUUGGAAUGUCGCUGAACAAACGGAAAACUGUGAUCAAAAUUUCAUUAAAAGUGCUAGUAGGUCAAGUAGGUCGGAGCCAGACAGUAGUGACUGUGCUCUAGUGGAUAAAGAGGAACGCGUGUCGGCUGCAGAGCUGGAAUGUGACAGCGGCUCACAGGAAGUGCAUGCCUCCGCGCAGGCUGGUCAACGUGGCAACGAGGUGGACUCGGCAGUGGUCAAUUGCGAGCCGGUCAGUGAACAAGUGGACAGCACAGAGUGUGGAGAAGAAGCCAUGGAUACUAAUGCAGUCAGUAGCCCUGUGACUCUGUCAGAGAAUAACCAGUGUGAUAGUUGCAAUAGCGAGACAACAGACUCUGUAUUGAUAUCAAAGGACCUUUCUCCGCAUGGGCCAUCAAGCGUUUUUAGUGAUAAAGUGUGCACAUCAUCAAACAUUUCAUCAUCGCCAUCAUUUGUAGACUCUGUGAGUAAUGAAGAGUCUAGUACCGUUCAAAUUGUGUCACAUGUUGACUCGAGUACAGACAAAGGUAAUUUUGUGUCCGCAUCAAAUGCGCUGGAUGUUUCGGGUUCAAAUAUUGCCGAUGACUCAGCCAACACUUACAAUACUUCCCCACGUGUUUCACUUUCGCUGGAUUUUAACAGUGUAUUAUCUGACAAUGAAGUGUCCAAUAGCCAUUGUGAAGAGAGGAGACUGUCAAUAACCAGCCAUUCUCUCUCGUCCAGAAAUGUCUCAGACCCUUUCGUGGUGUCGUCCUACGGUAACAUUGACAUCAACCCGGGUCCCAAUCGUCACCUGAAGUUCUUGAAUGAGAACAGCUACAGCGCUGAUAUGACUGUUGAUUCCACCACUCAGUAUGUCUCUCACAUGUCUGCGGCCUCAGUGAACUAUGACUCGGACUCGAUGGAUGUAACUUCAGCCACUGAACCAGGCUACCAGCUCUGUGGAGAUGACAGUCGCAGGACGAGUGAUGACUCGUUGUCAAGUUGUCCUGAAUCCAGUUUUUGUGCUGAAUCUCAGUUGCCCAAAGAAAAGAAAAAGGUGAGCAUCCAGGAGUAUCUGCAGCGAAAGAAAGAGAAGACGAGCACCAGCUCCUCUAGCCCUUCGGCCUCCCAGGAUCCCUCGGUAUCCAUGACAACGAGCAACAGGUCCGCCAGCGUGUCCAGUACCAGCAGCACAUCCCCCCUGAAACUGUCCACACCAAUAUCACGGGAGAAGUUGGACAGAAAGCUGCCACCUCUGCCAUCUCUUCCAUCUCUACCAAUGUUUGAGAAAACUGAUAGGAAAGAAUUUAAAAGUUCCUCGGAUCUCUUGUCCCCUAUUUUCAAUCGUAAAGACAAGCAAGAGGAAGCUCGCAAGCACGUCAGUCUAGCCGAGAGGUUGCGAUCAGAGUUUGGACUGGACGAUAGCGCGGACAUAGAAGCAGACAUUGACUCCAAUAUCGACACUAGUGUGAAAGCUGCUGGUAUUCUGGACGGAGAUGCCCCUCCCCCACCUCCACCACCUCCCCCUAACUCCAGUCUGAGGACUGGAGCUGGGAUCCAGUCUGCAGGGCGCCAGUUGAGGUUUCAGAAUGGGCCCACAUCCCACGCGAUGGCAUUUGCGACACAAGGGAACCGAUCCACCGCUGAUCUGCUGAUGUCCAAUCUGGGCUCGGCCAGCGCUCCUCAGAUGGUCCCACCACCCAGCCCUGCGGUGAAACCUUUGAACAAUCUUGGGGCUAGCAAGAGUCCCAUUCAGGGCUCACUGAGCACUUUGCUGUCAAGUGUGAAAACCCCACAGCAGAUACAAAACGAUCUCAGCGUUCAGCUUGCAGCAAUUAAAGCACAACUGAACAAAGUACAGCAGCAGGCCAGUCUACCUUCGGCUACCAAUAUGUCAGCUGCACCCAUGGACCAGCUGCCGACCAACCCAGUGAAUGGCAUGGCAUCGUCUAUGGGCAUGGCCUCCCAGGUAUUUGAAUACGGUCAUCAGUCGAACACCAACUUCCAGAGGCAGAACUCAUACCUUGGGGGUUCUAGUGGUCUGGCGGCCUCUACAGCGCCAAAUGGAAAUAGUUACCAGGGUAACGGCAAGUCACCAUCACUGGGGGGCACUUGGAUAGCACAGGGUCCUGGUGGUCAUGGUUUUGCAGAGGCGGCUGCUUUACCGCAGAACGGUUCUGGUAAUUAUAGUACUUUACAAGAUAAGUCACCGGUCUGGAACCAUAGACGUUCAAGUGCUGGUGGCAAACAUCCGGCCUCUGAUAGAAAGCCCUUUGGCAAACAAAUAUCACAUAAAUACUGAAAGGACAAACUAUUGAAGGACUACUACAUAUGUUCCUUACAAGAUAAGUCAUCUCGAACCAUAGAUGGUCAAGUGCUGGUGGCAAACAUCCAGCAUCUGAUAGAAAGCCCUUUGGCAAACAAAUAUCACAUAAAUACUGAAAAGGACUUACUAUUGAUGGGCUAUUACAUAUGUUCGAAAAUGUGUUAUGAAGGCAUGUGUAAAGUAGAAGUGUGUUCACCAUUAGAGACAUUUUUGUUUGCCUGCUUAGUGACAUUUCUACAUCACUAAAGACAGAGUGUGUAUGGUGUACAUUAUAUUAAAGUCAAAGGCAGCAUUGUUUGUUACGGAUUUUGUUACUUGUGUUGCAAGAUUUAUUUUAAGGUGUAAAUAACUCAUUUGCUGAAAUAAUCCAUGUUGAAAUACUAUGUGAACACAUUGGUGAUGUAAAUGUGACCACUGUAUAUACAUGUACCUGUUAUUUUUAUUUCAAAAGGCAUUACUUAUAUUUGCCAUAUCUUCAUCUACGUGUAUACAGAUGAGAUGUAUAGUGUAUAGUGAAAAUACUUGUAUUUUGUUAAUAGCAGAACUAUUGACUUUGUAUCCAAACACUAAGAUUUGAACUUAACUAAAAUAACAAGCACUGUGUGAUGAUGUAGAUAUGUUUGUGUGUUGUAAAGACAAUGCGCCCCAUUGGUGCAGAAAGGUACCAUGGUAUUGAAAUUAAAAGGCACAUGGAACCCUUUUGCACCAAUGCGGCGACAUUUAACUACUUGUUUGUUGCAUAUUUCAAGGGAUCAGCAGUUUAAAAUUUACUGCUUGUGGCUGCCUUUGCAGCUGCAUUGAUAUGUUAUUGAUUGAAACAUGUUGUUGUUGUGUCAUCUGCGGUAUGUCUAUCUGUUUGUGAGUGUACGUACCAAAUGUAUAUAAAAUGUGUCAUUAUUUAUUGUCAUUUUGCCAUCUUUUCUGUCACUUACCCCAAUUUCUGGUGCAAUAUACAGUUAAAGGUAGAAUGCUGAUGUACAUGAAUUUCAAUUUCGAAAGUAAUAAGAGGUUUAAAUAUGUACACCCUUGUUAACUUCAAUAAACAAAUGUACAUGUUUGAGAAAUUGAAGUCAGUUCUGUUAAUAAAUAUUGUAGAUUUGUUUAUUUGGUUAGGGUAAACAAUUUUUAGCACACUGCCUUUAAUUUGUCACAAACAUGCCAACAUGGGAGCCGGGUCUUUGGAAAAUGGGUAUUAUGCCAUAUUAGGCCAGCGUAGCUCCAGACAAGCCUGCGCAUUGGUGCAGUCUGGUAAUGAGCUAUCCUUUCAACUAGAAAGUGGUGCAAGGUUGAACAGUCUCAUAAGUUGACAUUAUUAUCCCUCUUGCAAAGGCAAAUCUGGAGCUAUAUUGUGCAAAUAUGUCAUAAGGCCCAUUUUCGGACAAAGCUUCUCGUGUCAUAUUUGGAAUGUAUUGCAUUAGACUUGGUGCACUGUUCUGAACUAUCACAUUUCUGUCUUUACUUUUGUACAUGGUGUACAUAUGUAAAUAGAAGCUUUUUACGGAGAUGUCUAUUUUUGUAAGUGUACAGUGGUGUUUUUGUCAUGUGUCAUAGCGAUAAUUUUACUUGUAUAGGGCUGCUAUCUUAUAGAGUUAUUUAACAACCUGCAGGAAUGCACAUAAGGAAUCUCUUUGUAUAACUGUAGCACAACAAAUGAAAAUAUUUGACUGAAAUAACGCAAAUAAAGGCAGACUAUGUCUUCUUGAAUAAACAAAUGUAAAAUAUAUUUAUUUUUUAUUUUUUAAUCGUUUUGAAAUUUAUUUAUUGCAAAGAAUAAACUAUGCGAUGAACAUGUGAUUUUUUCUCAUAUACAAAAUUGUGAUUUGUAUUGGUUAAAGGUCUGCAUACUUACUUCUGUCAAAAUGGAAGCUUACAAAAAAUAUAUUGCUGUAAUCCACAAAUUGCUUUUGGAGAAUUCCAGUUUCUUAAAAGUUGUAUAUUAAUUUCUUUUUUAUUGUCUGAAUAAUAGUUUUAGUUCAAAUGUGCUCAAAUGUUAUGAUGGUUUAAUAUGUGUUGUUAGUUAUACAUCAACCUGUUUUCUGCCUAAGAAUCAGAGGUUUACAUCCAGUCAAAAUCUGCCUUAAGAUCCAGAACAUAACAAAACUGACGAUUAAAAAUCAUGAACAAUUUUUCAAAAUCGCAAAUAUUCCGCAUUGUUAACUUAAAGUUGAAAUAAAAUGUGCUAUUUGAUGUGUUUGUAUUUUCAUGUUUGUGUACUCGUCUGUUGCUUUGUUAUAUAUUUGGUUGGAAAACCACCCAAGCUACUGUAAGCCUAAUGCCAGAAUAACGCAUUGAUACCAGUGAAAUUAUCGACUUGAGAUCAUGUAAUACUUCACGAGGCCAAAACAAUUGAUUAAAUGUUCCUCGCCAUUUCCACACCAAAAAUACGUUGAAUGGACUAAAAAUAUUUUCUUCUGCCUGCAUGGUCCCUUUUUCCCCUCAUCCGAUUUUUGAAAAAGCAGAGCUAUUUUUUUCUAUUCAUAUUUUUAAAGCCAAAGCCAUUUUAUGAAAAAAAAUAUAAAAAAUUUGAAACAGUAGUACAAAAUGGCAGCAUACAAUAAGCUACAUGCUUUUGGCAGAAAUGUUUAAUAUGUACUCAAUGACUUGUAGAAUAUUGCACCUUGCACUCCCCUUUACUUCUAUCAAACAUUUAAAUAAAAAUAUUUUUUAUUGCAGUUUCACGCUUCAAAGUUUUGGGACUAAAGUCAGUGGAAGAAGCGAUCGAUUUGUUGCGCCUCAAUAUGAAAAAUAAAAAGAAUUAAUGUAACCUUUACAGAAACAGUUUUUCUAAAUAGAAGAAUACAUAAAAUGUGUAUUUUCUUUAAAAAAAAAAAAUCUGAUUCAAGUAGCUUGGCUGGUUGUUCACCUAUGUUAAGGUAUAUAUACUUUGGGUACAUAAUUAUAUACCCUAAUGUUGACAUGGUUAGUAAAUGCGAAAUGACAA